Molecule: messenger RNA, 2584 nt
Organism: Panonychus citri (citrus red mite)
Lineage: Eukaryota; Metazoa; Arthropoda; Arachnida; Trombidiformes; Tetranychidae
Product: serine-rich adhesin for platelets-like
Exons: 2
Coding region: 58-2517 (819 amino acids)
Source: RefSeq, a predicted model, not a curated record
GAAGCUUCCUCUGAAGAUGGUAAACAAGGACCUGGUUCAACUGGUACUAAUCCAAGUAUGAUGGAUUUGAACAAUCCCAUGAUGUCUAUCAUAAUGUCCAGUUCUGAUUCUAAUUCUGAAUCUGGGUCUAAAUCUAUGUCUAACUCUUAUUCUAAAUCUGAAAGUACAGAUAUGAAUAGUCCAAUGUCAAUGGUAAAAAUGAAUUUAGAUUUUCCUCAAAUGUCUUCUAUGCUCGAUAUGGAUAUGUCAUCUCAAACGACCUCAGCGGAUUCUAAAGCCGACUCUCAAUCUGACUCAGACGCUACUUCUAAAUCAAACUCUGCAGCAGAUUCUGGUACUACUUCUACCUCUGGUUCUGAUUCUAGUUCUGAAUCUCAAUCUAAGUCUGAAUCUGGUUCUGAAUCUGGUUCUGAAUCUGGUUCUGAAUCUGGUUCUGAAUCUGGUUCUGAAUCUGGUUCACAAUCUAAAUCUAUGUCUAAAUCUGAUUCUACAGAUAUGGAUAAUCGAAUGACAAUGGUUCGAAUGGGUUUAGGUGUUCCUCAAAUGCCUUCUAUGCUCGAUAUGGAUAUGUCAUCUCAAACGACCUCAGCGGAUUCUAAAGCCGACUCUCAAUCUGACUCAGACGCUACUUCUAAAUCAAACUCUGCAGCAGAUUCUGGUACUACUUCUACCUCUGGUUCUGAUUCUAGUUCUGAAUCUCAAUCUAAGUCUGAAUCUGGUUCUGAAUCUGGUUCUGAAUCUGGUUCUGCCUCUGGUUCUGGUUCUGCCUCUGGUUCUGGUUCUGAAUCUGGUUCUGAAUCUAAAUCUAUGUCUAAAUCUGAUUCUACAGAUAUGAUUAAUCGAAUGACAAUGGUUCGAAUGGGUUUAGGUGUUCCUCAAAUGCCUUCUAUGCCCGAUAUGGAUAUGUCAUUUGCAACAAGUUCAGCGGAUUCUAAAGCUGAGUCUGUUUCUCGAUCUAGUUCAGACACUACUGGUUCCGGUUCUAGCUCUAGCUCUAGCUCUAGCUCAGCUUCCGAUUCUGGUUCUGAGUCUGAUUCUAGUAAGACCAAAACAGGAAAUAAUGGAUUAGAAGACACUCAAUCUAGCUCUAGUUCUAGUUCGAGCUCCGCUUCUGAUUCUAACUCUCGUUCUUCGGCUGGGUCUAUUUCUGAUUCUAGCUCAGCAUCAGGUAGUGAGACAAAGACAGAAGAUAAUAAUGGAUCAGGAGUCAUUCCAAUGAUUGGUUCAACUAUUGGUAAAAUGAUGAAGACAGUUAAAAAUGGUUUGAAAUCAAUGACUGAUUCAGGAUCUAGUUCAGAAAGUUCAGACACUGAAUCUAGUUCUGCCUCUGCUUCUGAAUCUAGUUCUGGUUCUAGUUCUGCUUCAAAUUCUGGUACUAAUAAUGAUAAUGAUGAUUCUGGUUCUUCUUCUAACUCUGUUUCUGGUUCUAGCUCGAAAUCAAGUAGUAAGAGCAAUACUGAAACAGAAGAUAAUAAUGGAUUAGGAAUGAUUCCUACUAGUAUGAUUGGUUCAACCAUUGAGGAUAUGAUGAAAACAGUUAAAAGUAGUACUAGUAGCGCAACAUCAAUGACUAACUCUAUGGCUAAUACUGAUUCUGGCGAUAGAAACGGUUCUGAGUCAAGUUCAAGCUCAAGUUCAGGAUCAUCCAGUGAUUCAGGCUCUAACGAUAAAAAAAGUUUACCCGCUAAAUCUUCCGAUAGUUCUGCUGCUGCUUCAUCAUCUACCAGUGAUAAAUCGAAAUCAGGUAAAGCUCCUAAAUCCAACAAUGGAUCGGGUUCCGGUUCUAGAUCAGGAUCAACUUCAACUUCAGGAUCAACUAGUGACUCAGAUUCUAACAAUCAAGGAAAUGCAAGUUCGGCCGCUCAAUCUUCCACUGGUUCUGCUGCUGCUUCAUCAUCUACCAGUGAUAAAUCAAAAUCAGGUAAAGCUCCUAAAUCCUCCACAGGAUCUGGUUCCGGUUCAAGUUCAACUUCCACUUCAGGAUCAACCAGUGGUUCAGAUACUAACAAUCAAGGAAAUACAAGUUCGUCCGCUCAAUCUUCCACUGGCUCUUCUGCUUCAUCAUCUAACAAUAAUGCAUCAAAAUCAGGUAAAGGUCCUAAAUCAAGCACUGGAUCGGGUUCAGGUUCUAGUUCAGGAUCAACUUCAACUUCCACUUCAGGAUCAAGUGCUUCUGGUUCUAGCUCUAAUUCUGGCUCUGGUGGAAAUUCAAAAGGACCCUCAAAUAGUGUAACUAAAUCAUUUUCAUCUUCAAAGUCCACCACAAACAAUAACGGAAAAGGAUAUGCCACAGGUUCAGGAUCAUCUCCAUCAGGAUCACCAAAACAAGGUAAAGGUAAACCAAUACCAACUGGACCUAAUCCAUCUUCGAGCUCUUCUUCUGCAACUUCUAUGGCAAACGCCAAUUCAGUUUCCAAGCAAAACUCAAAUCCAAAAGGUCAAUCAGAUUCUGAAAUCAUGAGUAUUAAAACCCCAGUCAUGUCUGUAGGUGUAUCAGCGUCCGCCUUGGCUUUAUAAAUGAAACUUUUCUUGUCUAUGUUUUAAGAAAACCGUUAAUAAUUAAUAAUAAAUGCAAAAUAUCAUA